AUGCCUUUUGCAUACGAGUCACCGGACUCCAAGUCCGGCAGUGUGUACGACGCCGAAGCCCCGCGCAAGUACCAUGGCCACCUCGAGCCCAAGUACGCGGGCACGGCCGCGGAUCAUCGAGAGAUGGCGGCCAUGGGAAGGGCACAGGAACUCAGAAGAAACUUCAAGUUCGUUUCAGUCCUGGGAUUCGGAUGUACUCUUAUCGGCACGUGGAACUUUUUUCUUGGCCUGAUCCAGUUCGGAUUGACCGACGGCGGCACAGCCGGUCUGAUCUACAGCUUCAUCGUCUGCCUGCUUGGCUUCAUCUGCGUGUAUCUGAGCAUAGCGGAGAUGGCUUCAAUGUCUCCCACGUCCGGUGGCCAAUACCAUUGGGUUAGCGAGUUUGCACCAGCUCGAUAUCAAAAAUACCUGAGCUACAUCAGUGGCUACCUCGUCGCCGCUGGAUGGCAAGGGUCGAUCGCGUCCACUGCAUUCCUCGCUGGCACCAUCAUCCAAGGCAUGAUCACGCUAAACUACGACUCUUACAGCCCUCAGCCAUACCAAGGCACCCUCCUGGUCAUAGCAGUCAUGGUCUUCUGUGUCUUCUUCAACAUCUUUCUUGCCAAAAGGUUGGCCUUUGUGGAAUGCAUCCUGCUGGUGAUCUAUGUCGUCGGCUUCUUCGUCAUCAUCAUUCCCCUCUGGGUCCUGGCGCCGAUCGAGAACGCAGAGAGAGUGUUUACCCAAUUCAAUAACGCAGGCGGCUGGAGCAGUACUGGAGUGGCAGUGAUGGUGGGCAUGGGCGGCGUGGUCCCCUCACUCGCGGGAUUUGAUUGUGCGGUGCAUAUGGCCGAAGAAAUCAAGGACGCAUCGAAAACGUUGCCGCAAGCGAUUCUCUUUGGCGUCAUUGUCAAUGGCCUCAUGGGGCUUGUCAUGGUCAUCACGUUGACCUUCACCCUGGGCAACGUCACCAGCAUCCUCAACACCAGGACGGGCUUUCCCUUCAUCCAGGUUUUCUUCAACGCUACCCAGAGCUAUGCUGCAACAAACACCAUGACGGCCAUAGUGGUCAUCGUCUUCGUCUCCGCGGUGAUUAGCGAGAUUGCCACAUCGUCCCGUCAGCUGUGGUCAUUUGCGCGAGACGGUGGUCUGCCGGGCUCCCCUUGGGUUGCAAAGAUUCUUCGCACGGCCAACAUUCCUCUCAACGCUAUCAUCGUCUCCCUCGUCCUGGUCAUCCUCGUCUCGCUCAUCAACCUGGGGUCGACGACCGCGUUAAACGCCAUCAACUCCGUCACCAUAUCCUCUCUACUUUCGAGCUACAUCCUCACCAUCGGCUGUCUCCUCUACCGACGCUUCAGUGGAAAGCCGCUUCCGAGUCGCCGCUGGUCUCUUGGCUAUGCUGGUCCAAUUGUCAAUAUUGCCAGCCUGAUCUUCUUGCUGCCACUUUUUGUGUUUGCCUUUUUCCCACUCACGGCCAAUCCGACACCAACGGACAUGAACUGGGGCAUCGCGAUGUUCGGCGGGCUGGUCCUGUUGGCCAGCAUCUACUACGUCUCCCUUGGGCGAAAGGUGUAUCGUCCUCCGGUGUUUUUGUUGAAGGAAGAACAUUACCAAUACGAGAUGUAG
Messenger RNA from Neohortaea acidophila, 1602 nucleotides. Its product is annotated as putative GABA permease. The transcript is spliced from 8 exons. Gene Ontology annotation, cellular component: membrane. Bases 1 to 1602 code for a protein of 533 amino acids. The record is from RefSeq and is a predicted model, not a curated record. Gene Ontology annotation, molecular function: transmembrane transporter activity. NCBI's taxonomy places the organism in Eukaryota, Fungi, Ascomycota, Dothideomycetes, Mycosphaerellales, Teratosphaeriaceae. Gene Ontology annotation, biological process: transmembrane transport.